GCCUAGUCUAUUGAUAACUUAAAGACUAUGCUUUUUAUAGUGUGAAAAUUUAAGAAUCAGGUUGCUAAAGCUAGCAGCCUCAAUGGAGAAGCUCGGAAAUGGAAAUUGUGAACAUGAAGUGCCGACAUUAAAUGAUUUUCCUGAAGAAUCAAGCCUAAGAAAUCGUCUUCACCUGCUCAGGGAGAAGUUUUCUUGCAAAUUUAAAGCUAAACCAUCGUUAUAUCUACGAGUACCAGGGAGAGUCAAUCUUAUUGGAGAACACAUAGACUAUUGUGGUUACUCUGUAUGUCCGCUGGCUCUGGAACAAGACAUUCUUGUGGCUUUCUGUCCUUCAGUCCACGGACAGUUCCUCUCCAUAUACAAUCAGGAUGAAGAAAAUUACAAGGAAUAUUCCACUGAUACAUUUGAUUUCAAGUUCAGUCUACCCACCACAGGAUGGGCAAGCUAUGUGUUGUGUGGAGUUAAGAAAGUGAUCGAGCUGUUGGUGAGCCAGGGCAAGACUCCGGUCUCAAUACAGAUGGCUGUGGCAGGCAACAUCCCUCCUGGGUCUGGAUUGUCCAGCUCCAGCGCCCUUGUGUGUGCAGGGGCAAUGGUGACAGCGCUAGCUAACAAGUUGAACCUUUCCAGAACGGAGCUAGCAGCUCUAAGUGCAGAGGCCGAACAUUAUAUUGGCACUGUAGGAGGAGGAAUGGACCAGGCUAUCAUUUUUUUGGCCUCUGAAGGAAAUGCCAAGCUGAUAGAGUUCUCCCCGCUGAGAACAAGGGAUGUAACUCUGCCAGUCGGGGCUGUGUUUGUGGUCGCCCAUAGCUUGGCUGUCAAGAACAAAGCAGCCAGUAACGACUUUAACACUCGAGUAGUCGAGUGUAGGCUUGCUGCUCAGGUUCUUGCCAAAAUAAGAGGUUUGCCCUGGAAAAAAUGCUUAAGACUUGUUGAUAUUCAAACUUCUGCAAAAUUAACUCUCGGCGAAUGCGCUAAGAUGGUAAAAGAGCUUCUCCAUAAAAAUCCGUAUGUUCUUGCCAAAAUAAGAGGUUUGCCCUGGAAAAAAUGCUUAAGACUUGUUGAUAUUCAAACUUCUGCAAAAUUAACUCUUGGCGAAUGCGCUAAGAUGGUAAAAGAGCUUCUCCAUAAAAAUCCGUAUACUAAAAUUGAGCUGUGCAAAAUAUUGGAUGUGACAGAAAAGGAGUUGAAUGAAAUCACUCUGACCUCAAACACCGAACAUGUUCAGCAUUUCAAACUAUUCCAAAGAGCACUGCAUGUAUUCCAAGAGGCUCAAAGAGUGGCUGAGUUUGAGGCGGGCUGCAGAGAUGGCUGUUCACUAGCCGAGCUCGGCCACCUGAUGUCGGAGAGUCACGUGAGUCUACGUGACCUGUACGAGUGUAGUCACGUACAACUAGACAGACUAGUCUCGGUGGCCAUGGCUGCAGGGGCUCUAGGUGCUCGUCUGACCGGGGCUGGCUGGGGAGGUUGUAUUGUGGCGCUGACCACUGAGGAUCAUGUGGGAAAGUUCAUUGACACUGUUAAACAACAGUUUUACGCAGACAACCCCCAAGUGGAGGGGCGGAAAACGGAAAAUCUCAUUUUUGCCACUCAACCAGGAAGAGGCGUUCAGGUCUUCAGACCUGAAGAGAACGAAUUAGUUCACUAGUCAAAACACUCAGAGAAACAAAUAAUGGUGCCUUUCUUGUCUUUUCAGUCAUUUUAGUUUAUAGUAUCACUGUUAGAAAACAUUUUGUAGCUACAUACUUAAUAGGUUAGUUUAUAUGAUGUCAUUGAAAAAAUUGUUUAGUGAUAGUGUGACUAUACUCCGUUCACAAAAUUUAGGCGGUUUUAGGGAAAUAAAUCUAUCCCCUCCACUUGAACCUACCUUUGAAAAUAAUAACUCAACAGCUGAGGUUUGCCAAAAUAUAAAUCAGCUGUCCUAUAUUCAGUAAAAAAGUUGUGGGAUAACUUUCCCUCAAACUACGUGUAAGCAUUGACUAUUGGAUAUCAAUAGUCAAAAGUAUAAGAUAAAUGAGGAAAAAAAAUUAAAAUUUUGUCAAUAGAUGAAUUCAUGUCCUGUUUAUGUGUUCCUCAAAAGAGGUAUCUAAGGAAUGGCACAAUUAGAUAUUUGCUGUAUAUAAGGUAAUAGCAAUCUGUCCCUCAACAAAAUGCUACCACUAUUACAUCACGAUUUAUUCUCUAUUGUCUUUCUUCAAAUUUCAAGGCGAAUUUAAUUUGCUAUUCAACCAUCAAAUCAAAGCUUUAUAUUGGAGUUCAAUAAAGGCUGCCAAUUUGGCUGCCUUUAAAAAAAAAAUUCUCUUUAAAGUACCUUAAAUCCUGCAUUUCCUCGAGUAAGGAAAGGCAUUUAAAUAUAACUUAUAAGUAAUUCAAACCUUAUCAGUUUAUUUUAAUUUAUCCACUUCAAGGUGUAAACACUUCAGUCUUGAGUACAUUCUGUAGGUGCAAAAUCCUUGUAAUGGUGGAAGGUGUAAGUAAACAUGACGUUUUAUUAUUUUUCUACCUCCAGUGAAAAUGUUCAAUAUGCUAGCUCUGUUACUAUCAUAUGUUCAUAGGUCCAUAACAAUUUUUGGUUCUACAAUUUCCACCUUCUUUAGCAGUAUUGAUGGAGUUUUUGCAGUGACUGCUUAACAGAUUGUAGGCCUAACAGUAAUAACUGGCUUUUAAGUUGAAUUUUGAAGAAGUUGGAAUGUUAAUUAACUAAUCUAAAUACUAGAGUUUUUACUGACAGUCUUGUUUUCUAUUCACGGUAACUUUUUAAACAGUAAAUCGGUGCAUUUUGUCUGAAGUUUCAAUAGUUUUAUGCGUCACUUCACUACUAAAAAUCAAGGGAAACAAAUAUUACUCUACUCUGUCAGGCAAAACAUUUUGCUCUAGUGGUAAAAACAUCACAAGUAUUGCUAUUAGUCUUUCACUGGAGUCUUACAAGGUGAAGUCACAAAGUUCACUAACUAUAGUGAUUAAUCGUGAACUCUGCAUUCCUUAAUUCCCUUUCAUGCCACAAUUGAGUGAAAAUAGCCACUGUACAAGUAUAAUUUAGACAUUCCAUUAGCUUUAUAGUUAUAAUAGCUUAAUUUAUAUACAUAUCAUUGAUUGUGCCAAAUUUGGAAAAAAUCUGACUC
Molecule: messenger RNA, 3119 nt
Organism: Macrosteles quadrilineatus (aster leafhopper)
Lineage: Eukaryota; Metazoa; Arthropoda; Insecta; Hemiptera; Cicadellidae
Product: N-acetylgalactosamine kinase-like
Exons: 10
Coding region: 83-1645 (520 amino acids)
Biological process (GO): carbohydrate phosphorylation; galactose metabolic process
Cellular component (GO): cytosol; cytoplasm
Molecular function (GO): galactokinase activity; ATP binding
Source: RefSeq, a predicted model, not a curated record